Messenger RNA from Girardinichthys multiradiatus, 2555 nucleotides. RefSeq names its product protein arginine methyltransferase 7 (gene prmt7). The transcript is spliced from 17 exons. Lineage: Eukaryota; Metazoa; Chordata; Actinopteri; Cyprinodontiformes; Goodeidae. Gene Ontology annotation, biological process: peptidyl-arginine methylation. Gene Ontology annotation, molecular function: protein-arginine N-methyltransferase activity. The record is from RefSeq and is a predicted model, not a curated record. Bases 140 to 2197 code for a protein of 685 amino acids.
UUUAACGCCAAUAUGGCGGCCUUCAUGAAAUCAACGCUGUGUUAAUUAUCCUGCUAAUGCUCAGCUUUGUGGUGAAAAAUCCGACAAGAAUCAAGCUUUUUCCCCUCUUCAGACGCCUCGACGGAGAGCUGUGGCGGAGAUGAAGACCUUCUGUGGCAGAGCGAACCCGACCACCGGAGCUCUGGACUGGGUGGAGGAGAGCGAGGAGUAUGACUACCACCAGGAGAUAGCCAGGUCAUGUUUUGCAGACAUGCUGCAUGAUCACGACAGGAACGAGAAGUACUUUAAGGGCAUCCGGGCAGCUGUAUCCAGAAUAAAGGAUCGAGGCGAAAGAGUCGUGGUCCUGGACAUCGGGACCGGAACCGGCCUGCUGUCCAUGAUGGCCGUCACAGCUGGAGCUGACUUCUGUUACGCUGUGGAGGUCUUUAAGCCCAUGGCAGAGGCAGCUCAGUCCAUUGUGAAGAAAAACAACUUCUCCGACAAGAUCAAGAUUAUCAACAAGCACUCAUCAGAUGUGACAGUGGGACCAGACGGAGACAUGCAGGAGCAGGCCAACCUGCUGAUCACGGAGCUGUUUGACACCGAGCUGAUUGGUGAGGGAGCGCUGCCCAGCUACGAGCACGCUCACCAACAUCUGGUCAAGGCAGGCUGUGAGGCGGUCCCUCACCGGGCCACCAUCUACGCCCAGCUGGUGGAGUCUGAGCUGCUGUGGAGGUGGGCCCAGCUGCAGCCGGUGGAGGUAGAGGGGGCUCGUCUGGUCCCGCCGCCCGCUGUGGGCCGAUGUCCUGGUGCUCACUCGGUUUGUGACAUCCAGCUGAGCCAGGUCUCCCCCACCAACUUCACCCCACUGAGUCCUCUCUGCACCAUGUUCAGCGUGGACUUCAGUAAACCAGUUAGCAGUGCCUUCCAGUCCCACUCCACCAGCUUUGUGGCUCAGUCUGGUGGUCGGGCUCAGGUCGUGCUGUCCUGGUGGGACCUCGACAUGGAUCCCAGCGGAACCAUUGUGUGUAGCAUGGCCCCCAGCUGGAUGUACCCACAGCCAACCAUGGCCCCAUGGCGGGAUCACUGGAUGCAGAGUGUUUACUUCCUGCCUGUGGAAACCCAGGUGGCUGAGCAAGAGGAGCUCAGUCUGACGGUCUGCCAUGACGACUACAGCCUGUGGUACAGUCUCCAGUCUCACAGCCUCCAGGACGUCCGGGCUAAGACCCUCCAAUCUCGGCCAAGUUGCACUUGUCAGGCCCACCUGGUUUGGAAUCGGCCUCGUUUCGGUGAACUAAACGACAGACAGCGUACAGUGAGCUACAUCGCAGCUCUUCGCAGUGUUUUGGCUGAGGACCGUGUGUGUCUCUCUGUCAGCGAUGGAAGUCUGCUUCCUGUGUUUGCUCACAUGCUGGGAGCCAAGAAGGUGUUCAGUUUGGAAAACUCCAGAAUGUCCAAACAAGUCAUUGAGGAGGUGUUGGAAGCCAACUCGGUGAAAGGAGGAGUUGCACUGCUGGAGAUCAGGCCUGAGCAGCUCACCAGUCAGGAUCUUGGAGGAGAUCAGAUUUCCGUCCUGCUGGGUGAGCCGUACUUUAGCACCAGCCUCCUGCCGUGGCACUCCUUGUUCUUCUGGUACUGUCGCACUGCUUUGGCGGGCCUCCUGCGACCGGAUGCGAGCAUCCUGCCCUGUUCUGCCUCCCUGCAUGUGGUGGCUGUGGAGUUCCAGGAUUUGUGGAGGAUAAGAGCAGCGUGUGGAACAUGUGAAGGCUUCGAUGUCUCUCCCAUGGAUGAAAUGGUCCAGCGCUCUCUGGAUUUCCGUGAGUCCCGCGAGGCAGAGCCCCACCCCCUGUGGGAAUAUCCAUGUCGAGCCCUCACUCAGUCCGCUGCUGUCAUGACCUUUGACUUCACCCAGUGUGUCCCUGAACAGCCAAGCAGCAGCCGGGGCUCGCUACCUUUCAUAAGGAUUGGUCGAUGUCAUGGUGUUGCCUUAUGGAUGGAAUACCACCUGACUGAUGAUGUCACAGUCAGUGGGGGUCUGACUCAGCCAAUCAGUGAGCAGGGCACAUGUGAGUGGAGUCGACACAGGAAGCAGGGAGUUUAUUUCUUGAGGUCGGCGUGGGACAGUUCAGGUGACGGCGGGGCCGCAGUGUCGUACAGCUUCACGUUUGAGCCCAGUUUAGGAGACAUUAAGAUGGACUUUAGCAUCACGGAUCAGUGAUGUGAAUCCAGCUGACCGAGGUUUUACAUCCAAUCUCUGUUUUGGAGAAUAUUUAACUGUGUUUAGUUUGCUGUAAUGAAUAAAAGUUACCAUUUGCCUUUUUAAUGAUACGUCAGUAUCUGAGGGAUUCUCAGGGCCGAAAAGGCUUUGGUGUCGACACGUAAAAAAAUUGUCUACAUACGUCACCCUGUAUUAACAGGCCAACUGUUGAUCAAAGCCAAACACUGCAUUGUUUUAUCAUUUUUUUUUUAUUGUUUUGUAGUGAGUACAGAUAUGAGCUUGUGUCUGCAAACUCCAUGUUUGCACAGAUGAAGAAUGCAAUGUUUGUACCACAAACUAAUAAAACAGAAAUAAUGGC